Molecule: messenger RNA, 3278 nt
Organism: Lingula anatina
Lineage: Eukaryota; Metazoa; Brachiopoda; Lingulata; Lingulida; Lingulidae
Product: eukaryotic translation initiation factor 3 subunit C
Biological process (GO): translational initiation
Cellular component (GO): eukaryotic translation initiation factor 3 complex
Molecular function (GO): translation initiation factor binding; translation initiation factor activity; RNA binding
Source: RefSeq, a predicted model, not a curated record
UGCCUCAAAAUGUGUGACGUUCUACACAUCCACAUGUGCCCGCCAUGUUGCCGGUGGCUUAGUGGAAAUUGAGAAAAGAAGUCUUAUUUAUACCAGCUAGAAAAAUUGGACAUAAUUCUGCAAAAUGUCACGUUUUUUUGCUGCCUCAGAAUCGGAGUCUGAGAGUGAAUCCAGUGAAGGAGAAGAUAUCCCAGUUGUAAAGCCAGUAGCAGGGAAAGUUGCUCAAGCUUUUACCUUUAGUGAUGAUGAAGAAGAUACCAAAAGAGUGGUGCGAAGUGCAAAAGAUAAAAGAUAUGAAGAAAUCAGAAAUAUAAUAAAGCAGUUAAAAAACCACAAAAAGAUAAAGGACAUGUCAAAUGUUCUCUCAGACUUUGAAGACCUGGGACGAGCAUAUGAUAAAGCCAAGAAAGUUGUUGAAAAGGAAGGGAUCCCAAGGUUUUACUUGAGGGCUUUGGUGGAACUUGAAGAUUUUGUCUCUGAGUGCUGGGAAGACAGAGAGGCUAGAAAACAGCUGAGCAAAAACAAUGCAAAAUCUCUGACCACUUUGAGACAGAAACUAAAAAAAUAUAACAGGGACUUUGAGCAAGGCAUUUCAGAUUAUAGGGAGAACCCAGACCAAGAUGAAGAGGAAGAAGGCUCAGAUGAUGAAGAAAGAGACUCUGAUGAAGAGGAGGAGGAUGAUGAUGAUGACAAGGAUGAGAAUGACACCCAAAUGAUAGCAGAUUUUAUAAAGAAGCCACCUCCCUCUAAGCCAAAUGUAUCUAAAUUCUUAAAGGAUGGAGAUGAGGACUCUGGUGAUGAGAGUGACUGGGGUGACGAAAGUGAUGAGUCAUCUGAGCUCAGCUCUGACGAUGAAAAAUAUGGUGGAAACUUGGCCUUGAAGUUUUUAAAAAAGACUACAGAACAGGAAAAGGCGAAAAAGGAUGCCAAAAAGAAAGAAGUGAAGGAGCGUAAACAGACAAAGAAAGUAGACAAGGCCCAAGAUGAAGAUGAAGGAGAGUGGGAGCAGGUGAAAGGAGGGGCACCCAUGAUAGCUGAGAAACCCAAAAUGUUUGGGAAGGAUGUAGAAAUCAACCAUAAGGUUGUAUGUAUGAAGUUGAUUGAGAUUGUAGCAGCUCGUGGCAAGAAGGGCACAGACAGGAAUGAGCAAAUCAAUAUGCUAAUUGAACUGAACUCUAUUGCCUCUGAAAACAACCUUGGUCCUGCUAUGGAAGCAAAAAUUAUGUUUAACAUUGCUGCAGCCCUGUUUGAUUAUAACCCAAACAUAGCUACCUGCAUGAGAGCUGAGAUGUGGGAAAGGUGUAUAGAGUUUGUACUAGAACUGUUGAAUUUAUUGAUUACCAAUAAAGAAAUAUCUGUAGGAGAAGAUAUUACAGAAGAGUCUGAACAGUUAGAGGUAGCCCCUUAUUUGGUGCGUGGGUGUAUCCUGACUGUUGUGGAGAGAAUGGAUGAAGAGUUCACCAAGAUGCUGCAGGGCUGUGAUGCUCAUAGUACAGAAUAUGUGGAGAGGUUAAGAGAUGAGAAAAAAGUGUGUGACAUUAUCGACCGCCUUGUAGUGUAUCUAGAAGGGAGGUCUAGUAAUGAGGAAUUGUGCAGAGCAUAUCUUAAGAAGAUUCAGCACCUGUAUUACAAGUACGAGCCAGUUUCACCUGAGGGACAGAAGAAUAGUGAGGAGGUCAUGGAGACACUGUGCAGGUUUAUCCACACCAAGGACCAGACAGACCGUAUACGCACCAACGCCAUCUUGUGUCAGAUCUACCACCACGCUAUACAUGAUCGAUGGUAUCAGGCCCGUGAUCUCAUGAUGAUGUCACAUCUUCAAGACACAAUUCAUCACUCUGAUGUACCACUACAGAUUCUCUAUAACCGUGCCAUGGUUCAGCUGGGUCUGUGUGCUUUCCGCCAGGGAAUGAUUAAGGAUGCUCAUCAUUGUUUGGUAGAUAUUCAAAGUGGAGGAAGGGCCAAGGAACUCCUAGCUCAGGGUUUGCUGUUGCAAAGACAACAUGAGCGCACACCAGAGCAAGAAAAGAUAGAGAAGCGCAGGCAGAUGCCUUAUCAUAUGCACAUAAACUUGGAGCUGCUGGAGUGUGUCUACUUGGUAUCUGCCAUGUUGAUGGAGAUACCGUACAUGGCAGCACAUGAAUUUGAUGCCAGGAGGCGCAUGAUUAGUAAGAACUUUCACCAUGUCAUGAGAGUAAGUGAGCGCAAUCCCUUGGUUGGGCCACCGGAGAGUAUGCGUGAGCACAUUGUAGCAGCAUCAAAAGCCAUGAAAGUUGGGGACUGGAAAGCAUGCAGAGACUAUGCCAUCAAUGAGAAAAUGAAUAAGAAGGUUUGGGACUUGUUCCAAAACACUGCAGAGACCUGUGAGAUGAUUGUCUCCAAGAUCCAGGAGGAAAGUCUAAGGACAUAUUUAUUCACAUACAGCAGUGUGUAUGAUUCACUCAGCAUGGACAACAUGGCAGAGAUGUUUGAGCUGCCUAAGGCCACUGUACACUCCAUUAUCAGUAAAAUGAUCAUCAAUGAAGAGCUCAUGGCAUCCCUGGAUGAGCCCACCCAGACAGUAGUAAUGCACCGCACAGAGCCCACACGUCUCCAAUCCCUUGCCCUGCAGUUAGCAGAGAAGGUUGCCACCUUAGUUGAGAACAAUGAACGCAUCAUGGAGCAGAAGAUGGGAAGCUUCUUCACAUACCAGAAACAAGGUGGCUAUCAGAGACAGGGAGAUGACAGGUGUCAGAAUUGGGGCCAGCAGGGUGGAUUCCAGGGACGUGGUGAUCGACAGAACAGAGGUGGAGCGGGGGGAUACCAGCAGUAUGGCCGAGGAGAUAGAAACCAAAACAGAGAGGGAGGUAGGCAAGGUUACCAAGGCAACCGUGGAGGACAAGGUGGUUACCAAGGAAACAGGGAUAGGCAACAAAAUAGAGGUCAGCGGAGAGACCAGAGGCAGUACUAAGCAAAAAAUUAGAGCAAACCAUCAUGUUAAAUUAAUAUGGCAUUGUACACACAAGCCUCAUUUUGGAGUUCAGUAGUGAAUGCAUGAUGUGACUGAAAGAAGGAAUAAACCCUUGUUGAGAAGAUUCAUCUGAAGCAAGAUACUGAGGAACAUGAAUCUUUUUACAAUUGGGUAUUUUUAUAGAUUUGAUGCAAAGAGCAUGAUCAGGACUGUGUAAAGGGAUAACAUUUUCAGGAAUAUAAUAUUUCCCUGCGCUUAUUUAAAACUCCAUUGCUGGAAUCCUAGGUAUCAAUUGUUAAUCUCCAAAUAAAAUGCAGAUAUGCUGGAA